GUACCACCGUUUUUUCCUUCUCUAUGAAAGUCUGAAAAUAGCUAGUGCGGAGCGUGCCUCUGCGGUCCGAUAGGCGGGUUCGCAUCCGGCCAUCCGAUACUGUGCCAGUGCGGCCGCGCGGCGGCGGAGCAACCACGCGCGCAGACCGCCGUCGCCACCUCCUCCCUCCCUCCGCUCCCCGGCGUGCGUCCGAUCCACCAGGAAUCGAAGGCUCCCACACGCCCCAACGCGAUGCUGCGCAACUUCCCGCAGGCCCGGAGGCUCCUCAGGCGGAUGGGGUUCGAGAAGGAGGACGCCUACUUCUGGAAGCAGAUGGGCAAGGCCAUGCUCUGCACGUACACGCUCUUCGGCGUCGUCUGGCUCUGGAACGAGACGUCGCCGCUCGGGUGGUGGACGCUGAAGCCGCGCCCCAAGGAAGAAAGAGAGAUGGCACACCUCUAUGAGCGCAGGAAGUUCCCGUACCCUGGCGAUGAUGAGGCGGUCGAGGAGUUUGUAAAGAGCGGAGGUGCUCUUGGAACCACAAUUGGACCCAGGGGAUUCGCUGACGCCAAUAUGGAUUCUGAAAACAUGCAGAAGCAGCUGCAGUCUAAGAAGUUCGAGCAGGAAGCACAGAAACUGUGGAUUCGGAUGAGGAAUGAGGUCGUACAGGAGCUCCAGGAGAAGGGGUUUGAUAUCGAGUGAAUUUGAAAACCUGCAGUAUGGUCGGCGCUGAGGAUGUUAAAACUUAAAACCACUUGCCAUCUAAAUUGGAGAACUGUAUAACUUAGGAAUAAAAGAGUUUGUAGCUAUCUUUUUAACUAACUAUCUGGUGCAUUCUUGGUGCUGCUAGAUUGUACCGAAAAUAAUUUUUGCUGUCUUGUGGAGAACAGAGGAUCUCAUUUGAAUAUUUGAUCCUCUUUUAAUGUUUCUUAUUGCCUGAUCA
Molecule: messenger RNA, 922 nt
Organism: Zea mays
Lineage: Eukaryota; Viridiplantae; Streptophyta; Magnoliopsida; Poales; Poaceae
Exons: 3
Coding region: 232-681 (149 amino acids)
Source: RefSeq, marked predicted